This is a messenger RNA of Fusarium falciforme, 1401 nucleotides long. RefSeq lists its product as hypothetical. The record is from RefSeq and is a predicted model, not a curated record. Gene Ontology annotation, molecular function: metal ion binding. The transcript is spliced from 4 exons. Gene Ontology annotation, cellular component: nucleus. The coding region runs from base 1 to 1401 and encodes 466 amino acids. NCBI's taxonomy places the organism in Eukaryota, Fungi, Ascomycota, Sordariomycetes, Hypocreales, Nectriaceae.
AUGUCAGAAGAAGAGAAAGAGCUUCUUGCCCGCAUCGGACAACUUGCGGGUCAGAUCAACCGCCACAAGAACCAGCAAGCAGGAGUACGGUCGCAGCCAUCCCACCACCCAGCGCAUCAUAGGAGCAACGCAUAUCGUAACGCGAGCUCGCCCUACCCGGCCCGAUCGCAUAGAGUGGCACGGCCGCCGCCGGCUCACCACCAUCGAACAUUGCAGCUCAAUGCCACAAACUCCCCGAGUUCCCGAUCUGCCAGCAGCGGCGCCGAGACCCCACCCGGCUGGGUUUCCAAGACGGAUCGCCACCGACAACUCAUUAAUGCGAACGUGUAUGAGAAGGAGACGCAGAACCGGGCCAAGGCGAUCGAACAGACGAGACAGCGAAAGAUCAGCGGCCAUCGGCAACGCGAGAAGGCCCAGUUUGACGAGUUCAUGAAACACAAAGCCAGUGCCUCAAAUGCACAGACUAACCCCACAGGCCGCAACGAGCUAUCUGUUGAAGGCAUCCAGUUCCGCGUCGUCGACGGUGGCAAGAAGCUUGUAAAAGUCUCUGGUGCGUACACACCCCAGACAGCCGACGCUCAAUGUGCCUUACCUAGCGCAGAUGCCCCCAACGCAUUUUCCCGGACUCCCAAGAGCGCCAUCAUUGCUGGUGUAAAGUUUUACCGUACCAAGACAGGAAACCUAGUGGCGAAUCGAGUUGUCAACGACCAGCGGCGACGCGGCGUGGUCAAGAAGAUCAACGAGCCGUGCAAGAUCUUCUCAACGACUGGUAAUUUCUCUUUCCGAACCUGGAGCGACUCAAACGCCGUUUCCCUGGAUCUACCUGGUGCGUAUGGGACGAAACUGACAUACUACCCCUAUUUAGGAUCCUGUUCAAAGGGCCCUCGAUGCCGCUACAUGCACGACCCCAACAAGGUGGCCCUUUGUAAAGACUUUUUGAAAGAGGGGCGAUGCAUCAACGGCGAGUCUUGCGAUCUUUCCCAUGACAUGACUGCCGAGCGCACCCCCAACUGUUUGCAUUUUGCCAAAGGCCACUGCGCCAAGGCUGACUGUCCGUAUACUCACUCUAAAGCGUCUCCAGCUGCCCCGGUCUGUAGGGACUUUGGGUUCAACGGGUAUUGCAGCAAGGGGGCAGAAUGCGCUGAGCGCCACGUGUUUGAGUGCCCUGACUUUAGCAACACUGGAAGAUGUAGGGUCAAGGGGUGUAAACUGCCACACCGCGAAAGGGCAAGCGUCCUACGGAAUCAGAUCAAGGCAGAGGAUGAGCCCAUGGAAGACGUUUCGAGUGACGACGAGGCAGGCGACUCUGACGACGUUGAUUCAGACGAGGUUGCCGAGUUUAUCGACGCAGACUCGGACUGUGAGGACUUUGAGGAUCAGAAGGACUUUUUGUCCAUCUAG